AUAUGGAUUAAGUCAAGUUUCAAAUAUUUACUUGAAAAGAUGCAACAAUUCGUGUUACAAGUUACAUUAGCAGUUUUAUUUGUUUUAUCGGGCCAUGUAACAAGCCAAGGGCCUGGAGGUGGAGCUGGUGGAGAUAUGGGCGGCAGAGCUGGGGCUGGCGUUAGCAUGGGAGCCAAUGUUGGAAUGGGAGCCGGAGCCGGUGCUGGAGCUGGCGGCGGAAUGGGAGGAAAUAGUGGAAUGGGAGGUGGAGCAGGGGGUCCACCGGGUGGUAUGAGAGGGCCUAACAAAAAAUUUUAUGAAGAAAAUGAAAAUGUUGGAAUAGAAAAUCCGAAAGAAACGAGAAUAAAAAGGAGUGUUCAAACCUUGCCAGAUAAUUAUAUAAACAAUGAACAAUUUUCCGGUUUAACUAAACAGGAACAAAAUAUAAGAUUAAAACGCGAAAUACUAAAAAAUGAAUUUAAUCAAUUUGAACAAUUUCGUAAAGAAAAAUUAUUUUUCCAAAUGAGACCAAAACGAACUCCCAAAGAUUAUAACGAAGAUCGUUUAUCAAGUAGUGAAGAAUCUGGUAGUGACGAUGAAAGUUAUGAGAAUAGUGAAAGUUCCGAACAAGAUAAUGGUAAAAGAAAUCGUCGUGCUGUGUUUGAUGGUAAAACUCGCCAUAUUAAAGGUAAUCAAAACGGAAAUUACAUGGAAAAUAUUAAACCAUCCUUGAUUAUAUCAGAACGAGGAACUGUUCAAAGUUUUAGUCGUGUUUUUGUUUAAUUCUAAUUUGCAAAAAAUAUCAGAAAUUAAGAAUUGAUGUAUUGAAAAAUUUGCUUUAAAAAUUUAUUUAUAAAUAAUUAAUGAAACAACACUAUAUCCUCCGGCAUUUCUAUUUUUU
Condylostylus longicornis is the source of this 880-nucleotide messenger RNA. RefSeq names its product merozoite surface protein 2-like. The transcript has 2 exons. NCBI's taxonomy places the organism in Eukaryota, Metazoa, Arthropoda, Insecta, Diptera, Dolichopodidae. The record is from RefSeq and is a predicted model, not a curated record. The coding region runs from base 40 to 762 and encodes 240 amino acids.